Messenger RNA from Ostrinia nubilalis (European corn borer), 3964 nucleotides. RefSeq lists its product as uncharacterized. The transcript has 19 exons. The record is from RefSeq and is a predicted model, not a curated record. Gene Ontology annotation, molecular function: protein binding. Lineage: Eukaryota; Metazoa; Arthropoda; Insecta; Lepidoptera; Crambidae. Bases 203 to 3964 code for a protein of 1253 amino acids.
UCCGCUCAAUCCGUCAAAAAACACGAUUGCAACGAAAAUGUGCGAGAAGGUGGUCCGAUUCGGCGUUCCUGUCGCGACGUGCUCGGGCGCGCUCGGCUGUUUCCGCGACAACUGUCAGUGAGAUUACAAGAUGGCGGAGAAGGUCAGCUGAUCGGAACACUGCGCGCGCAGGCCACACAGCAAGCGGCGGAUCAAGCGCAUCAUGCAAGUGUUCGGCGAAUGGGCGCAGGUGGAGGUGGUGGAGCUGGUGAACGACGGCUCGGGGCUGGCGUUCGGCAUCGUCGGCGGCCGCUCCUCCGGCGUGCUCGUCAAGAGCGUCCUCCCCGGCGGCGUCGCCGACAGGGAUGGGCGUCUCCGCAGCGGCGACAUGCUCCUCCGCAUCGGCGCCGUCUGCGUGGUGGGCAUGUGCGCGCGGCAGGCGGCGGCGGUGCUUAGACAAUGCGGAGCUUGCGUGCGGCUACUGGUCGCUCGACCGGCUCCCAUGCCCAAGCAGUCCCUGGGAGCGUCACCAGCACCAGUGGUGCCUUCACGCCUGCUGGCCGACCCCGUGGAGCUGGAGCGGCGCCUGGCCGAGGCCGGCCACGACGGCUUCGGCGCGCUGUGCGAGGACGCCGCGCCCGCCUCCCCUCCGCCCACCUUCAUUGAGGAGCGGCUGCAUCACCGACCGGUGGCGUCAAUCGUGGCGGUGGUGCCCCGUGGCGCGCUGGCGCCGGCGCCGCGCCCGCCGCCGCUCAUCAUCGCGCCGGUGGAGCCCAAGCAGCCGCCCAUGAGGUUACCCCUGGACAUGGCGGUGCGAGGGACCGGCGAGCCGGAGACCCUGAGCUACCAGGUGGAGCUCAGCAAGGACUCCGCUCUCGGACUCGGCAUCACCGUGGCUGGAUACGUGUGCGAACAAGAGGAGCUGAGUGGUAUCUUCGUGAAGAGCAUCAGCGAGGGCAGCUCCGCCGACCUCUGCGGCAAGAUACAGGUCAACGAUAGGAUUGUGGAGGUAGACGGGGUUUCACUGCACGGGGUGACGAACCAUAGAGCGGUGGCGUUACUGAGAGACGCAAAGGGGCCGGUGGUGCGGCUAAAAGCGUUACGGUACUUACGCGGGGCGGGGUUUGAGAAGCUUCAGAAGGCACUAGCAGCGCAAGACGGGCGCCGCUCCCCCCUCGCACCCCCAUCACCCUCCGUCACUUCUCUGGCCAAAUAUAGUUUUAGUGUGUACGACGAAUCAACAGUAAUAGAAGUGGAGCCCGAGUCUGAGAUCCAGCCUCACCUCCCCUCCCCAACCUCCCCUUCGGAGGAGGCAGAGAUUGUCAUCGGGAGGGACGACGACGCGCCCGAGAGGGAGGCGCGCCGCAUACAGGACAAGUGGCGGGACAUACUCCAGAACGAACAUGACUGGCCGGGACAUCAGCAUCACUACGAAAUUAUUGUCGGCACAAUAAUGAAAGAAAAGGACAGCGGGCUAGGCAUCUCGCUCGAGGGCACUGUACGGGUGGUCGCCGGCAAGGAGGUGCAAGCUCGGCAUUACAUCAGGGCGAUCGCGCCCAACGGGCCGGUCGCUAAGCUGGGCCUGCAUAAAGUGGGCGAUGAGCUGUUGGAGGUUAACGGCUGGCGAGUACUAGGCGCGCAUCAUGUGGAGGUGGUGACGCGGCUACGGGCUGUGACGUCACCAGUCUUGUUGGUGUGCGUCAGGAAGCAGGAGGAGCACCGCAUGGACAAGAUCGAGGCCGCUGGGAUCGCUAGGGUGAGGAAACUUAUACUAGGCGUGUAUCACGUGGAAGUGGUGACGCGGCUGCGCGCGGUGACGUCACCAGUCUUGUUGGUGUGCGUCAGGAAGCAGGAGGAGCACCGCAUGGACAAGAUCGAGGCCGCUGGGAUCGCUAGGAAGGAACUUAGUAGUUCAGAUAGUCAAGACAUAAUAUUAUACGGCUGGCGAGUACUAGGCGCGUAUCACGUGGAGGUGGUGACGCGACUGCGGACGGUGACGUCACCAGUUCUGUUGGUGUGCGUCAGGAAGCAGGAGGAGCACCGCAUGGACAAGAUAGAGGCCGCUGGGAUCGCUAGGAGGAAUAUGGGGACAUCGCAAAUGGAUUUAAGCUAUAGCAGCAUUUCCAAGAAGUUCUGCACAGACGACCUGGAAAGGAACCGGUCGAGGUCUUUGGAGCCGCUGAGCGGGCUGGCGAUGUGGAGCGACCACAUCGAGUACAUACAGCUGCUCAAGGAAGACCGGGGGCUCGGCUUCUCUAUUUUGGACUACUUGGAUCCAUCCGAGCCGGGCAGUUCAGUAAUAGUGGUCCGGUCGGUGGUGGGCGGCGGCGCGGCGGCCAGCGACGGCCGCCUGCAGCCCGGCGACCGGCUCAUCUCCGUCAAUGGCCUGGACGUGUCGCGGAGCCCGCUCGCUGCGGCCGUUAGCGCUAUCAAGAGCGCGCCCAAAGGAAUUGUUACGAUAGGUAUCGCAAAACCUCUUCCCUGCAGUACGGUAGUGGGUGGGGAGAAAGCCAACGGACACAGUAUGCAGAGUAGUCAGGAAUGUAUAAACUCCCUGGCGUCAGACGACCACACCGGCAUGGACUCUUUCCAUGAGUGCCUUCAAGAGUAUGGCGAGGGUCUCGAAGUGGUUCAGAUCUGCCUGGAGCCAGAAGAAGCGUCUAUCAAGGACGAGGAAUUAUCCGCUCUAGGCGACCUUAGUUUAGAAGACUGCAAGAAAGACGAAAGAAAAGGUAGUAGAGAAAAAGUUAACGGCAUCGGUGAGUUCAAAUCUUCGAAAUCUGACGAUUCUUUAGACGAACCAGAUGACGACAUGACAAUAACAGAAGACGAUGUCCUGACUGCCCCUAGAGAGUUAAAUUUAAGAAGCAAAUCAGCUGAUAGAAAAGAAAAUGGAGAAAGGAGUCUGUCUAAACAACAGAGUAAAGAUAUUUCUACCUCUGAUGAAAUGGUUUUUGCUGUCACACCAACAGGCUUAGAAAGAAUAAGCUUCGACCGGUAUUGGAAGGAGUGUGACGAAAAUAAAGUAGAAAAGAAAAAGUUAGAAGAAAUCAAAAGCGAUGAGAGUUGGAAGGAAUGUAUAAAUACCCCGAACGAUGAAACUAUUAGCUUUUACGAUGCCACUACUAGAAUAUCCGUCCAGGAAGAUAGCAAUUCGCUGUUGUACAUCGAUCACGACGUAGAUGGCUACGAAACGUGUCUCGACGACGACUCUUCUGCAAAGUGUACAGUGAAAAAUGCUCGUAAAUUUUCCAGCGAUAAACACAUAAAAGAAAAAAGUAAACACGAUAAAAUAGCUGUUAGAAACAAAGACAACGACGCAAGUGCCAAAACGUUUGAACAGAACACUGCCAAUUCCGUCGACGAGGUGUCGUAUACCCGGCCUUACGUGCAGGAGCACAUAAUUAAGCAGAUGAAAUCAUUGAGAAUAGAACCCUUAAAUAUAAACAUUGCCCAUAAGAAGCAAAAGAAAAAAAGCCCGACCAAGCCGUCCAAGCACGAAAGAAAGUGUAUCGAAUAUUACAAUGACCAAGACGAAUGUUUGAAAGAGAUUAGACAACAAAAAUUAGACGAAGAGGAAAAGAAAUAUAAAGAGGAACAAAAGAAACUGCUAGAUAAUAAUACAGCUGUGAUGGAGAAGAAAUUACAGCUAAAAAAGAAGGACCCAAGUGAAGAAUCGACGGAUCUUGAAAACAACUACGUUUCGGGAUGUCAUAAGUGUUUUCUAGAAAAUUAUGCGUAUGCCAUCACCAAAGCCUAUAUGGCUGAAGCAAGCGCGUGCAAGUACUGUGAAGUGAUACGGGACAUGCUAGAAGUUCCUAGAGGUUUAACAGAUCGGAGAAUGUCAGCGCCAGCGCUGGUGAAUCUGGAGAGCCCGAUAUCAGAUACUGAUGAUGAAGACUUGCUGAUGGUGCCUGUAUCCCAGAAUAGGAGAAAGUCUGCUGGACCCUUGAAGUUUCUUGUGCCUUCUAGAAGAGCGAGGUAA